Messenger RNA from Xylaria bambusicola, 1254 nucleotides. RefSeq names its product O-methyltransferase-domain-containing protein. The coding region runs from base 1 to 1254 and encodes 417 amino acids. The transcript is spliced from 8 exons. Gene Ontology annotation, molecular function: O-methyltransferase activity. Lineage: Eukaryota; Fungi; Ascomycota; Sordariomycetes; Xylariales; Xylariaceae. The record is from RefSeq and is a predicted model, not a curated record.
AUGGCCCUCUCUGAGUCCGCCACGCGCAUUGUUCGACUUGCGUCAACAAUCAGUGACACCGUCGCAAAGCUUGACGAAGUCCUCAUAUCGCAAGGGCUUCAAACACCAUCAUUUGAUGAAGAUGCUGCGACUAGUUUUCCCGAGGAGGCUCUCGCGAUGCAGAGCGUAUUACUCGACGCCACUUCAAAGCUUCAUGAUCUUCUUCUAUCUCCCAUAGCACUGCUGCUUAAUAAAACUACUAUAAAUGAUUCGCUUUUCCAUAUAGACUCAUACACAAAACAACAUAUGCCAUUCCACUUCAUCAGCCACCUAGGAAUUGCAGACAUGGUCCCUCUUGGGGGUUCAGCCUCAUUCCAAGAGGUUGCCGCAAAAACAGGCUUGAACGAAGUGAUCAUCCGCCGAGUGCUUCGCCAUGCUAUUACUAUACGAGUCUUUCAGGAGCCAGAGCCAGGGAUGCUUGCCCAUACCAAUAUUUCCAAAGCAAUUAUUGAUUCGAGCUUGAACGAUUGGCUCAAAACUGUUAGUCGGGACCUGUGGCCUGCAGCUACCAAGACGUUCGAUGCUGUGAUCGGGUGGCCAAAUUCCCAGGAGAUCAACGAGACCGCUUUUUCUCUCGCCCACAAUACAAACUGUCACUUCGAAGGCUCUUUGAAGGCUCUUACCUCCAGCCCGGAAUAUGACGUUUGCCACGUGAUUGAUAAUUACGAUUGGCACUCUGUGGGACAUGUUGUUGACGUCGGAGGAUCACGAGGAAACGUCGCAAUCCAACUAGCCAAGAACUUUCCAGCAUUAAAAGUUCUUGUUCAAGAUAAGGAAGAAGUCAUUCAAGGCGCGGAGAAUAGUCUUCCAGAGGACAUCAGAGAUCGUGUUAGUUUUGCAGUACACGAUAUCUUUUCUCCCCAGAAAGUUGAAGCUGAUGCUUACUAUUUGCGAUGGAUUUUACACAACUGGCCGGAUAAGUAUUGCUGUAUACUUAUUCUUAGAGCAUUGAUUCCUGCAUUAAAGUAUAACGCAAGGAUCAUCAUCCAAGAGGCAUGCCUUCCAGAGCCUGGUACAGUUCCAUUGUGGAAGGAGACCCGACUUCGGGCUGCUGAUUUGAGUAUGACGGCCCUUUUCAACGCCCGGGACCGCACCGUCGAUGACUGGAGGGCUUUGUUCUCCGAGGCAGACAGCAGAUUCCUCUUGAAAUCUGUAAUCCAACCAAUGGGUUCGGCUUUGGCAAUGAUGGAUUUGCGUUGGAAUGGUGAGGCUUAG